Cokeromyces recurvatus is the source of this 558-nucleotide messenger RNA. RefSeq names its product pyridoxamine 5'-phosphate oxidase-domain-containing protein. The record is from RefSeq and is a predicted model, not a curated record. The coding region runs from base 19 to 507 and encodes 162 amino acids. The transcript has 5 exons. Lineage: Eukaryota; Fungi; Mucoromycota; Mucoromycetes; Mucorales; Mucoraceae.
UUUUUUUUUCACACCACUAUGACAAAAGUACUUUUUCAAAUAAUAUUAUUCACACUUGUAGUUUUAUUAUUUCUUGUAUCAAGUAAUGAUGAAAUUAUAAUAAAUGUACAUCAAUCUAUUGAAAAAGCUGCUAAAUUGUGUAGAAGAGUUUUAUCAGAUUCUGGCCGAGGACAUUUGUUGACUUUAAUGGACAAAUCUAUAUCCGAGGAACUCGAUGGAUAUCCAUUUGGUAUUAUGGAAUACUAUAGUGAUAAAUGUACGCCUCAUGGUAACCUAUUACUUUAUCUGUCUGAUUUGCAGUUGAGUACAAGGAAUAUGCAUUAUCAAAUGAAUAAAGUAGCAUUUACUAUUACUGCCUUAAAAGAUUAUAAUGAACCUUAUCCAACAACACCUAUUCAACAGCCUAGAUUUACAUUAUUUGGAAAUAUAACUAGAGUUCCCAAGUCCAAGACUCAAUCGGCUAUGUCAUGUUUCGCAAGCACCCAUCCUGAAGCUAAAUUAUGGUAAGAAAUAAUACAAACAAGCACAAGUAGUAAUAUAUUAUGUAGGUGGGUUUGG